UAUAUUGAUCCAGACUCGUUGAUCCACAGCUUUUGUGUCAGGAUGCUUUCUGCGGUGUGUAAUUGUUUAUCCGUUGUUUUUGGCUGAAGAUAUUUGGCGGCUUUAAUGUUCCGUGCAACUAAUCUAAAAACCAUCGGCAAAGCGGGCACCAGCUGGCACUUUCGCCGGACAAUGGAUGAGCUGGUCCAUGACUUGGUAUCGGCACUGGAAGAGAGUUCAGAACAAGCUGUACGCGGUGCUUUUGGCGAUGGAGGAGACCAUGCAUUGGCUGUGGGCUGCCUGCUGAAGAGGCAGGCUCGGAAAAGAAGGGGCAGAAAGCGACGCUCAGACAAUCCUCACCCGCCAUGGGAAACAGGCCACCUCAGCGAGGGUUCAGAGUCCAGUGUGGAUGAACACAAGGACUAUCGCACCAAUACAGGAGGCGUCUCUGCUGCCAACAGCCAUGCCCGAGACAACAGCGACUCAGAUGAACAGUUUGGUCCCAAACGCCGCACACCCCUCAGUGCUGACAUGGGACGAAGCAAGCGCCCACUCUGGCAGGAUGACCUGGGACUUCUUGGUUCAGCUGAAGGAACCCGCAGCCUCAGACGGCGGCGUAAGGUGAAACGCAUGGCUAUAGACCCGCCUUUGGAUUCAGGUACCCCCUCUUCCACCCUCUUGGGGCCCCCGCCCGUCCCCAAAGCCCCUCUUGGCAGCCGGCUGCACAGAGUGGGUGUAAGUGAGGGCAGGAGUUCUAUGGAGAUCUGCGGCGGCAGCCUGAUUGGUCCAGGGGGAGGGAAGAACAGGAUGAAGAAGAGGAAGCUGACGAAUCACAGGCUGGGAUUAGAGGCUGCAGAUGAAGGGGUGGUGGUGGAGAGUGAGGACCCCUUCUCAUCUCCAACAGAAGGGUCCAAAGACAAAAUGGAGUUGGAAGAGCAGAAGGGCUCAGAUGAGGACAUGAGUGACAGGUGCGAGACCAGCAGUGUCAGCAACAGCAGUGAUGGAGGUCUCUACACUAAUGAUGAAGGGAGGCAAGGUGACGAUGAGCAGAGCGACUGGUUCUAUGAGGGCGAGCCGGGCUCUGGUUCGGGUCCUGGAGGUGCGUGUGGAAUAGCAGGAGUGGUUCCCUGGUGGGAGAGGGAGGCUGUGUCAGAGGAACUAGAGCUAGUUGAUCCUGUCUUCAACAGCAUCCUCACGGGGUCCUUUCCCCUCAUGAGCCCUGCAGCACAGAGAGGAUUUCAGGCACGGUUGAAUCGUCUUCAUGGGAACCCCCAGGUCUCAGAGGGGGUGCAGGUUGGAACCAGUCAGGGUUUCAAUAGCAGACUGAACAGGCAGACCCAGGACUCCCACGAGCCCUGGUUUAGCUCAGCAUCUAGAAGAGAACAGUUGCACUGGGACCCACGGACAGACCGAGGACAUCGAAGAAGCUGUUCUGUAAAAACAGCCAGCAGACAGACCAGUGGUCACCUCGGCUCUUUGUGUACAGGGGACGUCAAGCGUAGACGAAAAGCAGCCCCCCUUGGCUCUACCAUCCCCUCAGGUGUCGUCGGGGAGUCUUCUCCGAUCCCAGAGACGAACAUGGGGAACCGUAUGUUACAGAGCAUGGGAUGGACUCCAGGGAUGGGCCUGGGUCCAGAGGGAAGAGGCAUCACCGAGCCCAUCCGGGCCUCACAGAGGCCGAAGGGGACUGGUCUAGGCUUCAACUGAACCUCUGAUCUCUGGAUCCUGAACCCAAAGCAGGCUUCAAGAAGACGUCCUCCGAGCUAAAGGUGGGCGGAGAGUAACUGCUGCCACGUGGAUGACAAGAAAGUGCUGAAGGAAGAAAAAAAAAAAGCUGCUGAUGAAUUAAAACUUGCCCAUAUUGGGCAAACCGUUAAAGGCCGAGGAUGUGACUGAAAUCAAGCUUGAGAAAAAACGCACAGAAGUUUUCUUCAUGUUGGAGAAAAAAAAUGACAUACAUGCCGUCUUUCACCUUUUACCUCAGACGCCACCGAGAGCAGCACCAACACAUGAUGAUGAUCUUGCGGUUUCACUUCAAUCAGCGGUAUAUUGGUUAGUUACUUCAUGUCCCGAUUUCUACAAGAAAUUUGUAAUCAAGAUUCAUUUUUAAAUUGGUUGUUCCCCAAGACUCUGUCAUGGUUUCUUUUUGCUGCAGUGUUGUUACUAUACACUGUAGCGAUGUUGGGAUAUCUGGAUGUUUAUUCCAUCUAUUUUUAUUGUUCAUUUCCUGCAGAAUUAUUUUAACUAUGCUACAGUUGAGAAAAAAUGGAGCCCUUCCUUUGUAUUUGGCACCGUUGUGCAUCCUUGCAGCAGUUUCCUGCAGAGUUUUAAGAAUGCCUGUCACAAUGCACAUUUAACAGCGUUUUAAAUGUUAAUCAAUUUUUAAACAAGCGUGCUGUUUUGUAAAUUGAUUUAGCCUGUCGGGUGAUUUGGCCGACAACUGUGGUUAACUGGGAGAAAUAUUAAUUACAGGAGAAAGAUUAUAGUAUGUGAUUCAGUAUGACAAAAUCUCUAGAAAUGUACUGCUGCAGUUUGAUUUGUUUCUGUCACACAUCUUUUGAUGUAAUCACGACAUGCUAGACAGACAGUUAUGACUGCUGAACAAAGCAGCAGGUGAGCUGUUUAAAAAAAAAAAAAAAAAAAAUCUUACUGAAGACUAAGUUAUUUUCAUGAAUUAAAUAUUUGAUUGUUUUUGCCAUAGAAUGUUUUAGUUUAGAAGAUAUGAGAACAUGGCCAACAGUGUCCAAGCUAGUAUUGUUCAAUGUUUUGUCUGAAUUUCUCUCCAAACCUCAGAUGUUCAAUUCAUAACAUAAAUAAAGCAACAAAUUCCCAUUGA
Molecule: messenger RNA, 2815 nt
Organism: Thalassophryne amazonica
Lineage: Eukaryota; Metazoa; Chordata; Actinopteri; Batrachoidiformes; Batrachoididae
Gene: gpatch2
Product: G patch domain containing 2
Exons: 10
Coding region: 106-1686 (526 amino acids)
Molecular function (GO): nucleic acid binding
Source: RefSeq, a predicted model, not a curated record